AUGGCUGUACCACACGGCAGCAGCGGCGGCAGCGAGGGCAGCAGCAACAGCGGCCUGCCAAAGCGGCAGCGCGGCAGAAAAGCAAAGCAGCCGGGCGUUUUUGAGGUGCGGGUCAUUACUCCGCCCCCGCGCUCCCUAGGCGUGUACGAGCUGCCGCCGCUGACCCACAAUGGAGAGGAGGUCGUCAUUGACGGGGAGGGCUACGUCGUGCAGCGGCUGGUGUUGAACUACAAAUUGAGGGGAGGCAAGUACUAUCGCGACCACAACGCCCUGGAGGUGACCCCCACGGGCCGCUUCUUCACCGAGCUCAUGCUUGACAACCUGAUGAAGGCGCGCUACCUGGGGCCCACAGGGCCGCAGGACUGA
Molecule: messenger RNA, 366 nt
Organism: Monoraphidium neglectum
Lineage: Eukaryota; Viridiplantae; Chlorophyta; Chlorophyceae; Sphaeropleales; Selenastraceae
Exons: 5
Coding region: 1-366 (121 amino acids)
Source: RefSeq, a predicted model, not a curated record